Panthera uncia (snow leopard) is the source of this 2599-nucleotide messenger RNA. RefSeq names its product zinc finger protein 467 (gene ZNF467). Bases 796 to 2562 code for a protein of 588 amino acids. The record is from RefSeq and is a predicted model, not a curated record. The transcript has 5 exons. Gene Ontology annotation, molecular function: DNA-binding transcription repressor activity, RNA polymerase II-specific; RNA polymerase II cis-regulatory region sequence-specific DNA binding. Gene Ontology annotation, biological process: negative regulation of transcription by RNA polymerase II. Lineage: Eukaryota; Metazoa; Chordata; Mammalia; Carnivora; Felidae.
CGCCGCGCUGACACGCUCCCGGGGGGCACUCGCGAUUCAAAGACAGCAACGCACUCCCUGGCUCCCCUCCCCCGAGCACGCCCCCUCCUCUCCCCCUCCCCAAUUCCUCACCGCACCCCCUCCCCCCGCGCUCCACCUUUCCCCUGGCUCCUCCCUCGGCGCCUGUGAGCACCCUCCCUCGCAGCCCGCUUGCCCUUCCUCCCUGCCUCCUCUCCCUCCUCCACCCCCUCCCCCCACACUCCUCCCUUCCCUUCCCCCUCUUCCCUCCCCCCCCCCUUCCUAGGCUUCCACUUUCCAUCACCUCCUCGGGGCCGUCGUCCUUCCGCACCGUCACCUGCCCGCCUAACCCGGCUGUGCGCCCUCCCGCGACCCCACUCCAGCACACCCCGGCCCCUACCUCCCCCACGGGGCGCCCCGCAGCUCCCCUCCCGCUUCCGCGCUCCCCUCCCCCCUGCCGGGCGCCGCUUCCCCGCUCCCGCUCCCUCCGCGUCUUUUCCUCUCCCCUCCCCGCGAAGUUUCAGGGCUGUCAGUCUGUCAGUCUUUCGGGCGGUCGGCACCCGAGCUACAGGCAGCGGGCGCCAUUGCGAGCAGAGCCGGCUGGGGCAGGAGGCCGGGGCGCCUGGGUCCCGCCAGCAGCGGGGACACCCGACCAGCCAGCCCGCCAGGUACGGGCCGUGGAGGCGCCCAGCGGCAGACGGCUCCGCCUGCUUCCCCUUCUACACCGACACUCAGUCACUGCCCGCUCCGCGCAGGGUCCGUGGCCUGCUCCCCCAGGAGGAGCUACCCUGGGUUGCCAUGAGAGAGACCUUUGAGGCCCUCAGCUCCCUGGGGUUCUCUGUGGGACAGCCUGAGAUGGCCCCCCAAAGUGAGCCUGGGGAAGGGUCCCAUAAUACCCAGGAGCAGAUGUCCCCUCCCAGGGAAGACAGCGUGCUGGGCACAUGCUCAGGGCACGAGGCCCCCAGACCAGAGGAAGGUGCCCAAACUGAAGAAGCUGAAGCUCCCUGCAGAGGAGGCCAGGCAUGUGCACCACAGAAGGCUGAGCCCCCGAGCUCCUGCCCAGGGGACGAGUGGAUGAUUCGCAAGGUGAAGGUGGAGGAGGAGGAUCAGGAGGCAGAAGAGGAGGUCGAAUGGCCCCAACACCUCUCAUUACUCCCUGGCCCUUUCCCCGCGCCGGACUUGGGGCCUCUGGCCGCCGCUUACAAGCUGGAGCCGGGGGCCCCGGGGACACUGGGUGGACUGGCGCUGGUCGGGUGGGCCCCGACCUCGGAGAAGCCCUACGGCUGCGGGGAGUGCGAGCGGCGGUUCCGGGACCAGCUGACCCUGCGGCUGCAUCAGAGGCUGCACCGCGGCGAGGGCCCCUGCGCCUGCCCGGACUGCGGCCGCAGCUUCACGCAGCGCGCGCACAUGCUGCUGCACCAGCGCAGCCACCGCGGCGAGCGGCCUUUCCCCUGCUCCGAGUGCGACAAGCGCUUCAGCAAGAAGGCCCACCUGACCCGCCACCUGCGCACGCACACCGGCGAGCGGCCCUACCCGUGCGCCGAGUGCGGCAAGCGCUUCAGCCAGAAGAUACACCUGGGCUCGCACCAGAAGACGCACACGGGCGAGCGGCCCUACCCCUGCACCGAGUGCGAGAAGCGCUUCCGCAAAAAGACGCACCUGAUCCGCCAUCAGCGCAUCCACACCGGCGAGAGGCCCUACCAGUGCGCGCAGUGCUCGCGCAGCUUCACGCACAAGCAGCACUUGGUGCGGCAUCAGAGGGUGCACGAGGCGGCCGGCCGCGCCCCGCCCUCGCCCGACGCGCCCGCCUCGCCGGGUUCCUCCGCCCCGUCCCCCACCCCGUCCCCUCCCGGACCCAAGCCUUUCUCCUGCUCCGACUGCGGCCUGAGCUUCGGCUGGAAGAAGAACCUCGCCACGCACCAGCGUCUGCACCGCAGCGAGGGGCGCCCCUUUGGCUGCGACGAGUGCGCCCUGGGUACGACCGUGGACCCCGCCGCCGCCGAGCCCUCGGCCUGCGCGCCCGGAGGCACACCGGCGACCCAGGGCGCCCCCGCGGGCGAGCGGUCCUUCUUCUGCCAGGACUGCGGGCGCGGCUUCGCCCACGGGCAGCACCUGACGCGGCACCAGCGGGUGCACACGGGCGAGCGGCCCUUCGCCUGCCCGCAGUGCGGCCGCCGCUUCGGCUCGAGGCCCAAUAUGGUCGCCCACUCCCGCGCCCACAGCGGCGCCAGGCCUUUCGCCUGCGCGCAGUGCGGCCGCCGCUUCAGCCGCAAGUCGCACCUGGGCCGCCACCAGGCGGUGCACACGGGCAGCCGGCCCCACGCCUGCGCCGUCUGCGCCCGCAGCUUCAGCUCCAAGACCAACCUGGUGCGCCACCAGGCCAUCCACACGGGCUCCCGCCCCUUCUCCUGCCCGCAGUGCGGCAAGAGCUUCAGCCGCAAGACCCACCUGGUGCGGCACCAGCGCAUCCACGGCGAAGCCGCCCACCCGGCCUCCGACGCCGACCUCUCGGCCCCAGCCUGGCCCACUCCCACAGAGGUGGCAGCGCCCCCGCUCUUCUUCUGAGCCUGGUUCUCGUCGGGACCCUUCCUUGGCUCGCUGG